UGUUUACGGCGGCAGUCCCGCGCCGAGCCGCCGCCAGCGCCGGUCCGCUGCGCGAGCGCACCCUAUAUCCAGUUCACGGCCGCUCUAUUAACGGACGGCUAUUUCGGCGCAUAAUAUACUGAACGGUGCGGAGCAGUGUUCAGUUUCGCGCGGGCAGGUGCGCGGGCCGAGGUCGGGAGAUGCGAGGGAGGCCCGACCCCGUGUGACGCCAUGGAGCGCCGCCGCCGCCCCGCCCGGCUCGACGCGCCCGACCCCAUGACGAAGGUGGCGCGGCGCCGCGAGCGCCCGCGCGAGCGCUGGCUGCUCACGCGCAAGACAUGGAAGUACAUGUCGGACGCCGGGCGCCGGCUCGUGCCCGACGGCGCGCAGAACCGGCCCGAGGACGUGCCGCGCAUCGAGGCCUACUUCCAGGAGGUGUGCGCCAAGGAGCCGCGCUUCCUGCUGUGGCGCAAGAGCUCGUACCCGGGCGCGCUGCCCAAGCCGCGCCGCAAGAAGCGCGCGCGCGGCGGCUCCGUGCGCGCGCGCUCGCCCUCCGACGACGCCGCGCCCGCGCGCCCCACCGACCUCUACAUCCCGCACACCUCCGGCGGCCGCUUCGACAUCGCGAAACUCCGGCGCGACUUCUUCGCCGCGCCGCCCUCCACGUCCGCCGGCUACCACGGCUCCAAGUUCGCGGCGCCGCGGGACGCCAGCGGGCCGGCGCCCGUCGAGGACGAGGAGAGUAAUCUAGUCGAUUUGCUGAGAAAGUACCUGAAAUUAGAGGAGAAUACGGGAGUGACUAAAGUAUCGGACAACGAGGAGUUAGUGCGUGUGUUGAGACGGUACCUGAAGCGGCAGGCGGACCAGGUGCCGCCCGGCGACGCCGACACCGACCCCACGCAGCGCAGCCUGCUCGAGAACCUCGGCCGGUACUACUGCCGCUCGCCGAACAGGGAGCACAUAGUGCAGGACCUGCUGACCGACAGGAACCUGUUGAAAAGACUGUAUCAUGACCUCCGUAAAACGAAGCCGUACCGCGGCAGCCGCGGCGGCGGCGGCGGUGGUUAUGGACCCAGUGGACUCACGAGUGCUUCUCAUUCUAGCAGAAGUUUACUUCGUAGUGGAAGUGUUUACGGCUCGCGAGCGAGCGAUGGCGAGGACUUGCGGUCACCGCCGAUGUCGCCGCCGCCGCUCAUCGAGGUGUUCAGUGAAUCCCUCGAGGACAAGUUCGUUGAUUGUGGGACUCAGACAGUGCCGAUUCCUGAGGAAGUGUUGUUGGAGAUCGAGCGGUCGUACCGGGAUAAGAUGGAGGCGGCGACGGCGCCGACCAGCCCGACGAGCCCGCCGCCGGAGCGCAAGACGACGCGGCGGCGCUCCAGUGUGGACCACGACGACGUGUCGCAGUCGGUCAGCGACACCAUCAAGCGGUACUUGAGGAUGGCUCGCAAGAAGAGCGUGGACGCGGACAAAGCGGACCGCUUCAAGCGGAUAAAUUAUGAUAAGAACUUGCGGAACAUAAAGCCCCGCGCGCCGGGGGAGGUGGACGACGACGGGCCACACAAGGGUUGUCAGACGGAGGAGGGUUGGAUCCUGACGUAUAGGGAGUUGCAAUUCGCGUCGGUGGCGUCGACGCCGACGUCGCCGCCGUCGCCGUCGCAGCCGCACUCGUUCCUGGCGACGCUGCUGGGCCGCAGCGCGCCUACAGUGGCCCCGCCCGCAGGUGGCAUGCAGAAGUCGCGCUCGUCGUCCAGCGUGGUGCAGAGCGUCAGCAAGCGGCUGUGGCGCACGCGCAGCCGCAGCUCCAGCCGCGCCGCCGCCGUCUGGACGCCUCAGGGCAGCUGUUGCUGGGUAGACGGCAGCGGGCGCUGCGUGCGGCUGGCGGACACGUCGCUGCUGACGCUGAGCGAGGUGGAGCGGCGCGCGCUGCAGCAGGCGGCGCUGGCCAGGCUGCAGCAGAUCAACCUUGGGACCACUAUCAAAAUUCCAGAGGAGAACGCGGUAGCAGCGACGACAAAGCCCAAGAGAAGAGCGUACCUGCUGAAGAGGAAGGCGCUCACCACCGGCUUCUUCGACCAGAGCCGCACCAAGGACGCCGACAAGGAUAAGGAGUCGACCGGUGGCAGCGUGUUCGGCGUGCCGCUCGCGCAGUGCGUGGAAACGGAGCGGGCGCUGCGGCGGCAACAGCACGGCGGCUCCCGCGCCUCGCUGGCAUCGCUGGGCGCGCUCGAGAAGGGCGACGAUAGCGAGUCCUGCGACUCCGGCGACUGGGGGUGGUCAGGGCUGGAGGAGGCGGGGGGCGGCGGGCCGAAGGUGCCCGCGCUGAUCUCCGCCUGCCUGGCGCACCUGAGGAGGGUGGGGCUCCACACGCAAGGACUCUUCAGGGUCUCGGCCUCCAAGAAGAGAGUUAGACAGCUACGGGAAGAUUGGGAGCGGGGCCAGGAGGCGGCGCUGGACACGGCGGUGUGCCCGCACGACGUGGCCACGCUUCUCAAGGAGUUCCUGCGGGAUCUGCCCGACCCGCUUCUCUGCAGGGACUUGUACUCUGCCUUCCUUAAUACACAGAAAAUCCGCAACCGCAGACUCCAGUGGGAAGCGCUGCGACUAAUCGUGCAGCUGCUGCCAGCGGCGCACCGCGACACGCUGCACGCGCUGCUGUCGUUCCUAGCGCAGCUCGCGGCGCACGCGGACGACGCGGCGCAGCCCGGCAACAAGAUGGACGCCGCUAACCUCGCCACCGUGUUCGCGCCCAAUAUCCUGCAUAAAAACAAGCCCAACGAGCCCGCCAAUGCAGAGCAGCUGUCAGAGCGCGCAGACGUGAUCAACGUAGUGCGACAACUGGUGGAGCGGCAGACGGAGCUGUGGACGUUACCAGGAGAGCUUCUACAUGAAGCGUAUAUCCACAUGUCGCAUACCGCGCCGGCGCAUCUGGACUCGCUGUUAUUGCGGAGAGCAGAAUGUGCGCCCGAGCCCGCUUCAGUAUCGCUAAGCGGCGGCGGCCCGGCCGGCGGCGGGCGGCGCGUGUGGCCUCGCGAGAUGUUCACGCACGGCGCCGCUGCCACCGGCGGCCCGGGCAACGUGGAAUCGUCCAG
Ostrinia furnacalis (Asian corn borer) is the source of this 3068-nucleotide messenger RNA. RefSeq names its product Rho GTPase activating protein at 102A (gene RhoGAP102A). NCBI's taxonomy places the organism in Eukaryota, Metazoa, Arthropoda, Insecta, Lepidoptera, Crambidae. The transcript has 9 exons. The annotation marks the transcript as partial. The record is from RefSeq and is a predicted model, not a curated record. Gene Ontology annotation, biological process: signal transduction.